AUGUCCGGAGUGUGCCUGCCGAGACAGAUCCGCAGGAUUAUCCCCGGAUGCCUGGCGGCCAUCUUGUUUGUGUCUUAUCUUUCUAUCACGGACACGUUUGGCGAGCUAAGUGAUGGUCUAUCUUACCGAUCCUGUGAAACCCACCGAUUUUUCCCUAAGAAGAUCUGGCAAUCAUGGAAGGUUGCUCCAUUCGAAUUCGAGGAGCGUGACCUGGCCGUGGCUCGCAGCUGGACGUCCAAGAACCCCAGCUAUCGCUACGAAGUACUGACUGAUCAAAAUGAUCUUUACUACGUUGAGACCCACUUUGGACCUGACGGGUUUAAUCGCCCGGACAUUGUGGACACUUAUCGCUCUCUUACGGCACAAAUCAUCAAAGCAGACCUACUUCGAUAUUUGAUCAUGUACGUUGACGGCGGAGUUUGGGCCGAUAUUGACGUCGAGGCUCUCCGCCCAAUUGACCGAUUUAUUCCAGAACGCUACGAUGAGCACGAUAUCGAUGUCGUUAUUGGAGUCGAAAUCGAUGAACCAGAUUUUAAUGAUCAUCCCAUCCUUGGGCAGAAGUCGCAGUCGUUUUGCCAGUGGACCUUCAUGGCCAAACCACGGCAGCCUGUGAUGAUGCGGUUGGUCAAUCACAUCCUGGAGUGGCUAAAUGAGCUUUCCGUCAAACAAGGCAAGCCCAUCGCGGAAUUGGAGUUGGACUUUGAUGAUAUCAUAAGUGGGACAGGACCAUCUGCGUUCACAUCAGCGGUGUUGGCCGAGAUGAGCAUCAACGCGGGGCACGAGGUGACAUGGAAGACCUUCCAUAAUAUUCCCGAGUCCAAGCUUGUUGGAGGCUUUCUCGUCCUCACCGUAGAGGCAUUCGCAGCGGGUCAAGGCCACUCCGACAGUGGGAACCAUAACUCCCGCAGUGCCUUGAUCAAGCACCAUUACCACGCCUCGGGAUGGCCCUCCAAGCAUCCACGGUAUAACCACCCGGUAUACGGCGAAGUUGAGCGAUGCAAUUGGAACAAGGAUUGCGUAGCGCAAUGGGAUUCAAAUACCGCCGCAUUUGCUGCGCUUUCCCCAGAGGAACAAGAACAUCAGAUCGCUCUCAAAAGAGCUUUAGAUGGUGAAGCAAACCCGGUUCAAGACCAAACAGCCUGGGUUAACCCUGAGCCCGAUCCGGAAUGGCAGCAACCGGAGUGGCAGCCAGAGUGGCAAUGAUCUCCUUCUUGAGAUUGACGGCUAGCUUCACGAGGCUGGGAGCGUGACUGACUCACGUCAAGUAUCACAGUCACAGUGUGAGCAAGAGCGUUUUAAGGAGCACAUGAUAACCUUCCAGUGGAUUGAGCCUAAGAGGGUUGAGCCUAAGAGGGACCAGGAAUGGCUCACUGAAGAUAUUCCUAUCCGCUCCUCUUUCCUAUCCUCCAUGAAGAAGAAAGUGUUGCAGCAUUGAUCUGAAGCUUUUCAUGGUGCGGCGU
Molecule: messenger RNA, 1460 nt
Organism: Aspergillus pseudotamarii
Lineage: Eukaryota; Fungi; Ascomycota; Eurotiomycetes; Eurotiales; Aspergillaceae
Product: glycosyltransferase family 32 protein
Exons: 1
Coding region: 1-1203 (400 amino acids)
Biological process (GO): protein N-linked glycosylation
Cellular component (GO): mannan polymerase complex
Molecular function (GO): alpha-1,6-mannosyltransferase activity
Source: RefSeq, a predicted model, not a curated record